UAUUCACGACUAGUAUUUCCCUUUAUUAACAUAUAUCUUGCGGGUUAUUACUGUCAACAGUUGAUGACGUCGUUGCCUUGUUUAAUGAGUCCCAUGAUGCAUAGCGCUGUCCGUUGCCAGGAUACAGCUCUCUGUAGCUAGCUGAACGAGGGAGAUAAACAAAGUGACCUCGGGUGGUUAGGAGAAGACAUUUAUAACCCAAACCAACAGCUUUCUUCAUCCGUGCUUUUAUUCGGUGUGUUUGUGUCCUCGGGCCGUUACAUCUUCCGGUCCUCCGGUUUGUUGUUAGUCUUUUAUGCUAGGUGGCUAAUGCUAGUCGGUAAACGGGCUUGCCGUUACUAAAUUAAACCGGUGGACGAACGUGUCUGUAACAACAGGAACCACGUCAUAACAGUGUAGUCCGUUAGCUUCUUAUGGAGCGAGCUGACCGGGGGAGAGACUCCCGUCUGCUGAAGAACCAACCGUACGACGAGAGCCUGGAGGUCCUCGACCCGGAGGAGGUACCGAGCCCGACUCAGGUAACAAGAUCCGGUCAUAACAGACCCAGGCCAGGAGGAGGGGGCGUGGCCUGAUGUCGACCAACGGUGACGAGAUUGACGAGGAAGGUGCGUCUCAGAGAGCAAACGAGCCGCCGGGACGGCAGCCUGCCAGUCCAAAUGAGGAGGAGGAGGAGGAGGAGGAAGAGGAGGAUGACUCUGAUGAAGAGGACUCUGACGAUGACGAAGAACCUGGUGAGGCUCCUGAGGGGGUCUACGACCCGGCGGACUACGCCAACCUGCCAGUCAGCACCGAGAUCAAAGAGCUGUUCCAGUACAUCACACGCUACAGCCCUCAGACCGUGGAGCUGGAUCACAGCCUGAAGCCCUUCAUCCCGGACUUCAUCCCGGCCGUGGGCGACAUCGACGCCUUCCUCAAGGUGCCGCGGCCGGACGGGAAAGCGGACGGUCUGGGUCUCCUGAUUCUGGACGAGCCCAGCGUGAAGCAGUCCGACCCAACGGUGAUGUCACUGUGGAUGUCAGAGGAGAGCAAGCAGCACGGAGCCGCCGAGCUGAAGAAGGUGACGAGCGUCCCGAGCCCUCAGACUAACCCCCGUGCGCUGGACAGCUGGGUGAACAGCAUCAGCGCCCUGCACCGCUGCAAGCCCCCGGCCAGCGUGCAGUACGUGCGCUGGAUGCCGGACAUCGACAGCCUGAUGCAGGAGUGGCCCUCGGAGGUCGAGGAGCUGCUGGGACGCCUGCAGCUGCCGCCGGCGCGGCUCCAGUGCAGCACGGCGGAGUACGCCGAGGCCGUGUGCGCCAUGCUGGACAUCCCCGUGUACGGGAGCCGGGUCCAGUCUCUGCACCUCCUGUUCAGCCUCUACCUGGAGUUCAGGGACUCCCAGCACUUCACAUGUAGAGAGUAGACGUGUGUGUGUGAAUAUAAGAUAUAUACACUUAUAUGCUUUUCUAUAUCUAUACAUACUUUUCUUUUAUAUAUUAUUAUUAAAUCGUUAUUUUUUUGU
Molecule: messenger RNA, 1501 nt
Organism: Pungitius pungitius (ninespine stickleback)
Lineage: Eukaryota; Metazoa; Chordata; Actinopteri; Perciformes; Gasterosteidae
Gene: ift46
Product: intraflagellar transport 46 homolog (Chlamydomonas)
Exons: 5
Coding region: 572-1402 (276 amino acids)
Biological process (GO): intraciliary transport; cilium assembly
Cellular component (GO): intraciliary transport particle B; motile cilium; centrosome
Source: RefSeq, a predicted model, not a curated record